This is a messenger RNA of Cheilinus undulatus (humphead wrasse), 3380 nucleotides long. It is a transcript of the gene gucy1a1, whose product is annotated as guanylate cyclase 1 soluble subunit alpha 1. Gene Ontology annotation, biological process: response to oxygen levels; cGMP biosynthetic process. The record is from RefSeq and is a predicted model, not a curated record. Lineage: Eukaryota; Metazoa; Chordata; Actinopteri; Labriformes; Labridae. The transcript has 8 exons. Gene Ontology annotation, cellular component: guanylate cyclase complex, soluble. Gene Ontology annotation, molecular function: guanylate cyclase activity; heme binding. Bases 232 to 2268 code for a protein of 678 amino acids.
GCAAGUGCAGUUUUCAAUGAAUAUUGUAUGUGGGCUCCCCGCUUUGGGUGCUCAUCUUUUGAAUCCGCGCGUCGAGCUGGAGGAGGAAGGCAUCCUGGAUGAGCACAACACCAGAUGAUGGAAUUUCUCCCAGAGACCGCAGCAGCUGCUCGACCAACACUGUCUGCCCCCUCCUCCGAGGAUAGAUAAGAGAGAAAGGAGAGCAGGGGAGACUGUCACAGCAAGGAAAAGAUGUUCUGCGCGAAGCUGAAGGAUCUGAAGAUAUCAGGAGAGUGCCCGUUCUCCAGCAGCGCCCAAAAUAAUCAGCUCGGAGACUUUGAGGAGCGCUCCACUGACGCCGCGGAUUUAUUGCCUAUUUCUAAGGACGUGCAUGGAAAAACAGGCGAGGAUCUACCUCAACAGAAGAGCAGCAGAGCCAAAGUUAACCUGCACACACUUGGGGACAGCAUCCGUAAAUUGGCAUGUCCUGAGUUUCAGAGGCUGCACACUGCCCUGCAACGAAUGAUGAGACUGUCAGAUCACAGCAGGGACCCUGAGAGUCCAAUUACGUGCUCUAUGGACUUUCAGAAUUGCAGAGAUGACCCGGAUCAUUUGGUGGAAAUGAUGAACAUUUACUCAUCCAAUAAAGGAAUCCAGAUGGAAUCUGUGAAAGUGGCUCUCGGCGAGGAGCUCUUCAACAUGUGCUAUGAGCAGGAUGGACACAUUUUGCGAGUGGUGGGGGGCGCUCUCCACGACUUCCUCAACAGCUUCAACAUCUUGUUGAAACAGAGCAGCAUGCAGCCCAGCCCGGACAGAGAGGAUUGUGUAAACGAACCUUCGGUCUUGUGCUUAGACAAAGAUCUGGGUCUGCUUACUGUCUAUUUCUUCAACCCCCGCCCGACCACUGAGCUCUUCUUCCCCGGAGUCAUCAAAGCUGCUGCCCGCCUGCUGUAUCACACCACUGUGGAUGUGUUGAUGGACCCCCCCGCUGCUAAAGACAGCAUCCUGCAGUCCAGCCCGCAGCCCAGUCUUCUGUACACAGUUGUAGUUAAAGAUGCUAAAAACCUGAGCCCCAGUCCCCUGCGAGCAACGUCAGCAGGGACCCUUCCUACCUCUCUGUUCUCUACCAUCUUCCCCUUCCAUCUGAUCUUAGACCCAGAUCUGAUUCUGGUACAAAUAGGACACGGGCUCAGGAAGAGACUGAGCAGGAAGGAUGGCUUGAGGCGGUCUGCUACCUUCCAAGAACACUUCUCUAUCGUCUCCCCCCAGAUCAAGUGUACCUUUCAGGGUAUCCUGACCAUGCUGAACACGCAGUUUCUCUUACGGAUCAGGCACGGAGACUCCUCUACAGAUAACACGAGGAAGCUUAUGGACCUCAAAGGUCAGAUGAUCUACAUGCCAGAGUCCAAUGCCAUCUUGUUCCUAGGCUCACCUUGUGUGGACAAGCUGGAGGAGCUGACAGGCCGCGGCCUCUAUCUGUCAGACAUCCCCAUUCAUAACGCACUGAGGGACGUGGUGCUGGUUGGUGAACAGGCCAAAGCACAGGACGGUUUGAAGAAACGUUUGGGCAAGGCCAAAGCAGCGCUGGAGCAUGCUCACCAAGCGCUGGAGGAGGAGAAGAAGAAGACUGUGGACCUCCUUUUCUCCAUCUUCCCCGGUACUGUGGCGCAGCAGCUGUGGCAGGGUCAGACAGUGCAGGCCAAGAAGUUUGACCGAGUCACGAUGCUCUUCUCUGACAUUGUGGGCUUCACUGCUGUUUGUUCACGCUGCACCCCGAUGCAAGUGAUCACCAUGCUCAACGAGCUAUACACCCGUUUUGACCACUCCUGUGGAGAGCUCGAUGUGUAUAAGGUAGAGACAAUCGGUGAUGCGUAUUGUGUUGCUGGUGGUUUACACAAGGAGAGCGAGACCCACGCUGUCCAGAUCGCUCUCAUGGCCUUAAAGAUGAUGGAGCUUUCAGACGAUGUUAUGACACCGACUGGAGAACGAAUACAGAUGCGUAUAGGCCUCCACACUGGUUCAGUGCUGGCUGGUGUAGUUGGGGUGAAGAUGCCACGUUACUGCCUUUUCGGGAACAAUGUCACACUGGCUAACAAGUUUGAAUCUGGCAGCCAACCCAGAAAAAUCAACAUCAGCCCAACAACCCACAGACUGCUGAAGGAUCGCCCAGAGUUUGUCUUCAUUCCCAGGAGCAGACAGGAGCUUCCGGCCAACUUCCCCGAGGACAUCCCUGGUGUUUGUUACUUUUUAGAGGCGUCCUUCAAAACUUCAGAACUGACUCUGAAAUAAAGUCAGGCUGUUGCAGAGCCACAAAAAAAAUGUUUCAACAUAAAUGUAUCCAGUGAACACAGUGCCAACACCUUGUGUACUUUGGUUUGGGUUGUUUAGAUAUUGAUGACAUUGUCUUUCAGUGGAACUCCUGCAGCUUCGGAUUACAGAGAUGUCAUUUUGCUGUCAAACAUGAGUACAGUUAUGUAUUUGUGAAGAUGUAGCGGAGAUUUUAAAAAUCCUUCCUUUAUUUUUCUUCCAGAGCAAGUCAUCUCUGAUAACUCAUGCUUUAAAAAUGUAUCUAUCUAAGUUUCUAUAUACUGUUAAUGAAAGGUUUUAGACUGUUUUUGUCAUUUUCACACUGAUAAGCUUCAAAAUAUGUAACACAAACAGAAAUUGUGGCUCAUUUUUUUAAAAGUUCUGUUCUAAAAGUGCUGUAAAAGUUUUAAGCAAAUCAUCAUCUUGUAUUAUUUUGAUUUGACACAAUUUGAUCCUCAAUGUGAUGUUACUAAAAUAAGUGGUUCAUUCAGUCAAGCUUGUUUGGUGAAAACAUGGGACUAGCUAUUCACAAAUGUCCAGGACAGGUUCCUACUAAAGCACCUUGGGAUGUUGGAACAAAGAAAAAGCUUCAAACUGAGUUUCAUGACAAAUAAUAUGGAAAAGCCAAGGCUUUUAAAAGAUUGAAACUUACUUCUUAAUCUGAGUUUCAGCCCUCUCUUUGAAUAAUGUAUGCAGAGCAGAUACAGGUGCCUUAUGAAUGCUACGCAGGCAGAAUUGCAGCUAAGAAAUCGUUUGUUCAUUUUACUUGAUUUUUGUUUGUUUGUAUAUGGUUCAAUAUAAAUUUAUGUGCUAAUAACUUCUUCCAGAGUUUUGUGGUUUCAGCUCAGUAUAUAUUUGUAAUAACAUGAAACAUAGACUUCCAUUUAUGAGACAUGAAGCAUUCCUGAUAUAAGUAAUGUAAAUGUAUUUUUUACUUUUUCAAAUGUACACAUGUUUAUACUGUAUUUAUUACAUUGCACACCUUUGCUAUACAACAGGAAAACCACACAACCAGAAUCCAAUGAAUGUUAUAUAUUAUCACUCAUAAUGAUGUGUUUUAAUCAUUAUUGAAAUGUAAUCAAUGCACAAUAAAU